AAAGAAUGAUAAUAUAAAUAAAUGAACGGCUUUCCGCAGUUGGCCCUCUUUCGUACAAACACACACAGUCUUCUGCUGCGAGUCUGCACAGAUCCUCUCUUCUUCCUGGCUCCGAGAACUACCACUGACAAGGUGAAGAUGAGGAAGUUGCUGGUGCUGCUCCUCUUUGUCUCGCUGCUGCUGGAUCUGGCCACGGCCCAGGAUCCACCGAGAGUGAGGAAACCCCGGCCGCCCCCCAAACCCAAGCGUCCACCCAAGAGGCCGGCCAAGCCGCGGGUGACCCAGCCUCCUCCUCCACCUCCUCCUGCAGCGACCGCGGCGGCGGCGGCGGCGGCGGCGGCUCCCAACGAAGACGGCGCGGGCGACGCGGAGGAGGACCUCACUCCGUUCCCCGACAAGAUGCUGGCGCGCGCCCACGCCAACUUCGGCCUCGAGGUCUUUCGGCGAGCGGCGGCGGCGGCUGACGAGCGCAGCAACGUGUUGCUGUCGCCCAUCGCGUUGUCCACCUCGCUGUCCAUGCUGCUACUGGGAGCGGCCCCGGGCUCGAGCUCGUGGAAGCGGCUGAGCAAGGCGCUCAACUACGACACCGUGCAGCAGGGAGACGUGCACGACCUGCAGCGGCAGCUGUUGGCGACACUCGGCUCCGAGGCGAAGGGGCAGCAGCAGCACGCGGCGCGAGUUUACCUGCGGAGAGGGCUUCCCCCGAAGGAGGCGUACGUCGCCGACGUUCUCAAGUUCUACGGCACGGAGCCUAAGGUGCUGAGCGGCUCCACGGGCCGGGACCUGCAGGACAUCAACGGCUGGCUCUCCCAGCGGACGAGCGGCGUGCUACGUGACGCCGUGCCGGCUCUGCCCGCCGACCUCUCGCUGCUGCUCGUGUCCGCGAUGCACGUCAAGGCCAAGUGGGCGCUGCAGUUCCCGCCGGAGGAGACGGCGCAGAGCGUCUUCCACGCGGGCGGCGGGAAGCAGCGGGGCCCCGUGGCGCUCCGCGUGGCCACGAUGCACCGUGACGACGUGCCCAUCCGCUACGGCCUCGACACCGAGCUCGGUUGCCAGGUGGCCCAGCUGCCGCUGCAGGGCGGCUGCAGCCUGUUGCUGUUCGUGCCCGUGGAGGUGACGGGCAACCUGACGGUGGUGGAGGAGAGCCUCACGUCCGAGUUCGUGGCCGACAUCGUGCGCGCGCUGCACUCGGUGCGGGCGCGGCUCUCCGUGCCGCGGCUCGCGCUGCGCGACGCGGGGGACCUGGCAGGAGCCGUCAAGCAGCUCAAGCUCGAGUCGCUCUUCUCGAGCGACGCGGACCUCUCCGCGAUGUCGGAGGCGCGCGUCGGCCUCGCCGUGUCGGCCGUGCGCCACGCGGCGCUGCUGGAGCUGGCCGAGGAGGGCGGCGGCGUCGUCGGUGGCGGUGGCGGCGAGGCCCUCGACGCGGCGGCCCGGGGCCGCGCCGAGGACGCGCACGUCCACCGCAUGGAGUUCUCCGUGGACCGCCCUUUCAUCUUCAUCGUGCGGCACGACGCCACGGGCGCCCUGCCGUUGGUGGGACGAAUCGUGGAUCCCGCUGCCGCGUAGCCUGGAAGCCGAAAAGCACGGGAGCCUGACGGCCCGACAGCCCGAUUACCCAGCAGCUCGGUAGCCUGUGACCCUGGUACCCCAGUAAGCCUGACGGCCCGACAGCCUGGCACCUCAGUCGCCUGGUACCCCGUUAUCUUGACAGCCCAAUUGCCCAGUAGCAAGGUAGCCUGGCACCCCAGUCGACUGGUAGCUCAGUAGUGUGACCACCUGGUAGCCCAAUAGCCUCAUAGCCACUCAGCCGAGUCAGCCGGUCGCUUAGAAGCCCGCUAGCCCUUUAAACCUGGAGCCCAGUUGCUGGGUCACCCGGAUUUUAACCGCUUCUGCUGCACAAAUCGCCUUUCGCUUGCCUACAGCUUCCCUUUGCUGCAAGCUCGCCCCGGAGAAAUCCCGUACGUGUGACCUCGAGAUAGUCACGUGGUGGUCCACUCACUGAACAAAGCUGUGUGGGGCGAGUGUGAGCGAGAACGCAUCGUGGGCGGGGAACCUAAUGACCCACGAGCCGAACACAUUCCUCGACUUCAUUGCCUAUGACCCAGCGGCCACAUGAGGAAUCUCAGUCGAAAACAGCCCACGAACAUUUAUCCAUCCAUCACUGGGCUCAUAAAGUAGAGCGCUAAUCACUGCACCACCGCUCCCACGCACCCCCCCCCCCCCCCCCCCACACACAGAGGUGAUGAGCUUAAAUAACCGCAGCUGCUGAGAGGAAGCACGCGCAUUGAUCUUCUUCAUUCAAAAACACGAGUGUUGUAAUUUAUUUAGAGGAAGGCGCUGACAUUGCUACCACUGCUGUUUUAUAAAAGUACUGAUCUGCAGAAAAUGUCGCACCACGCGGUGCCUUUGCCAGAAUAAAGCUUGUCCACCACCCCCCC
This is a messenger RNA of Lethenteron reissneri (Far Eastern brook lamprey), 2438 nucleotides long. RefSeq names its product serpin family F member 1 (gene SERPINF1). Gene Ontology annotation, biological process: negative regulation of angiogenesis; negative regulation of endopeptidase activity. The record is from RefSeq and is a predicted model, not a curated record. Lineage: Eukaryota; Metazoa; Chordata; Hyperoartia; Petromyzontiformes; Petromyzontidae. Gene Ontology annotation, molecular function: serine-type endopeptidase inhibitor activity.